Molecule: messenger RNA, 2867 nt
Organism: Musa acuminata AAA Group (dessert banana)
Lineage: Eukaryota; Viridiplantae; Streptophyta; Magnoliopsida; Zingiberales; Musaceae
Product: zinc finger protein ZAT1-like
Exons: 2
Coding region: 1284-2567 (427 amino acids)
Source: RefSeq, a predicted model, not a curated record
ACCAAUGGCAUGAUAUUAACAGAGAUGCCUUAAUCACUGUACACAUUAUGCUACUUGCCAUAUACUUAUGGAUGUGAUCCCAUCAUCAAAUAUUCAAAGGGGGUGAUUUCUUCUUAGCAUGCCUAAUCCUUUCUUAUCUCGGCAUAUGCUCCUCUCUCUUAGGUGACUCGUUCGCAGAAACAGCAGGGAUGCAAUUAAUUGCAGGAAUCUGUGAAGCCUGCCAAUGUCAAACCAGUCAUCGGAAAAGUCCAAGUUGACUCGACACAAGACUGAUUGGACUGAAGAAGCGUCUGUCCGCUGCAAGCAUCGGAUGGGUUUGAAUCAGGGAUUCAUCACCAGCUUUGAGAUUGUCAAUAUCAUUCAUUGUAGAGGGAAUUAUGCUCGUGGGCUUCGGUGCAUAUGGAGGAUAAGAUACGGAGAAUGGAGAGGGGUUCAAAAGGAGAGGAGGGUGCGAAGGAUGGAAAAGAAUUAUAUGGAGAGAGAUUGUGGUAACUAAUUGCAGUCGGAUUAGAUGGAAACUUAGGCACUCCAAAUCCCUGCGCAAUCUCAUCAAUCCCCAUCGCACGGCUCCCAUUCGUCCUCCACGAGUCGGUUUCUCUCUCACCACCCCCACCAACAGAGCAGUAUAACGCAUGGAAGCCACCCCCGAGCGAUGGUCGGGGGGGCGAGAUUAAUUGUUGCGGGAUUCCACCUCUUCCUCCAUUACUGUCAUUACUGCCAUCUCCGAAUCACUCUUCUUCGCCUCCUCCUCCUCCUCCUCUCCCCCCUUCCUCCCCCCUGUGGCUCUCACAGCCUCGCCACUGUCUCCAGCUCUGCUUUCCUUCUUUGCAGCCUCCUUUUUCGACUGAGGAGAAGAGCACAGGGAGUUGCCAGCUCCAUCGAUUGGCUCGCCGCCUCCUCUCCCCCCCCACCCCUUCUUCUCUUGAUCCAACGAAAAAUGGGUGUCUUUUUUAUCCAAUCUGCUUCCCUCGAGCUCGUCAUUUCGUUUUCUCGAGGUUGAUAGAUCCCGUAUGCGUCGAAGGCGGCUCCAGCUGGAGAUCACGCCAUGUUCAGCUGAGGUUGCUGCUCUUGUUCUUCGCCUCGCUGUGGGAUCCAAAUAGGUGUUGACAUAGCUGGGUUUGAGUUUUUGUUGGUAACCGAACAAGGUGUUCUUUGUCGUAGUUAUUGUGCUGUCGUUGCUGUUUUUCGUGGGAAGCUGUGGCUUCGGCUCUGUUUUAUGACCUUUUGGGUUUCGGAAACUGAUAGAUAGGGAAGAGGCAGCUUCUCGCCAUCAACCCGAGAGAAUGGCAGCUCGUAUCGUGGAAGGUAGAAGCCACCAUACGACCUGGGAUGCUGCAGUGGCAGCAGAAGAGCAAGCCCACGAGGAGCUGACCAAGAACACCCUGCGGCUUCGGAUCAAGUGCCCCAAGACCGGAGACGAGAAAAGGGAAGCAGCGGCUCAGGUGGCGGUGUCUCCAUCUGGUGAUAGUGGUGUGAUAGUUGACCAAUCCACCGGUGGUGCUGACGGGGAUCUUGCCGGCGAUGAGGAUGCUAACGCCGAAUCUGCAUCGGAGGUCAAAGAGGUGGUCGACGAGGGUUGUGGCAGCUUCAAACGCAUGCAUGCAAACAGGAGGGCGGUGGUCCCAACAUGCCCCGAGUGCGGGAAGACCUUCCCCUCCGAUAAAUCAUUGUUUGGCCACCUGAGGUGCCACCCGGAGAGAGACUACAGAGGAGUUAAUCCGCCUCCGGGUGCGAGGAAGAAGCCGCAACCCGAUGCGUACUCGUCGAUCGCGAGAGUGCCGCCCACCACCAAGUGGUCAACCGCGAGAAGAGGGCGGAAAGGGACGGCUGGUGACAGAGACGACGAAGCGAUUGCCGCUGAUACCCUGUUGCUUCUGGCUGAUGGAAAGCCGCAGCGUCCGGAGACCACUAUCACCACUGAGGGGGAAGACACUGAUACGAAACAGAUCGCUGGCACUCAUUUUGCUGGCACCGAUGGGAUUGGUUGGGAUCAGAAAUCUGCUGACAUGGACGCCGGCAGCUACGGUAAUGAACUGAUAUCGAGCUACAAGAGAUCAAAGAAGAGGAAGAUCAAAGAGCUGGAACUGGUGAACGGGUCCGGCACAUCUGUUCGUUGUCGAAGGUAUCAGUGCAGUGUAUGCUUCAAGACUUUCUCUUCUCACCAGGCACUGGGAGGACACCGAGCCAGCCACAACAAGAAGAAGAGCAAUCCCGUAGAAGCAGCGGCGAUCCCUGACGAGAACGAAGGUGGCAACCCGAAGCAUGGCGAAGAUUUGAUCCGUGCAAACGGUGCCGUGAUCAAAGCGGAGAUGGCAGAACAUCGAUGCACGAACUGCAACCUGACGUUCCGAAGCGGGCAGGCACUCGGGGGCCACAAGAGACGGCACUUCAAUGAGUUGCAGCAUCAAGCUCCAUCGUCUUCUCCACACUCAUCUGAAAGCGACAAGGGAGCGAAUGGGCUGCUACAGAAUCGAGUUACAUCUUCUUCAGCGCACUCAUCUGAGAGCUACAAGGGAGCAAAACAUGGGCUGUUUGACUUCGACCUCAACGAAGUGCCGGAGCUCUAACCACAAGGAGACCACACUGCCUGCAUCUCCAAUCCUCGAUUGCAUUAUUGGCUACUAACUAGUUUUAGCUACAAGAUUUCAGCAUCGUCUCCUUCAAAAUACUCGCGCACUUGUUUUCCAGUCACAAAUGAAUAGUAGAAAUUAAAUAUUGCACCAUUUGCCUCCGAUGCGAUAAAGAGUAUCAACAUAUGUAAAAGAGAAAAAAAAAAAAACACACACUACUUUUCUUAAUAUUCAUCAAGAAAAAUAAAUUUUAAAUUUAGAAGAGUUAAUCUUUUGAUUAGUGAGAGUUUCAUAAGU